This is a messenger RNA of Penicillium angulare, 246 nucleotides long. RefSeq lists its product as uncharacterized. The record is from RefSeq and is a predicted model, not a curated record. NCBI's taxonomy places the organism in Eukaryota, Fungi, Ascomycota, Eurotiomycetes, Eurotiales, Aspergillaceae. The transcript has a single exon. The coding region runs from base 1 to 246 and encodes 81 amino acids.
AUGUCUCCCCCUGUGCCCAUUCUCGUGAUACCUUCCUUCAAGGCUAUUAUAAAGGCUAUCGCUGUUACUAUCGUCGUCCUCACUGUCCUAGUUGUCGCCGCUUACUUCGAGGGCCACGUCAUCAGCUUCCUCGGCAUCUUGAAGAAGAUUAUUGAAGCCGCAGCUCCUGUCGUAAAGGAUACCCUACAAAAAGGCAAAUCUAGGGGACUAGCUGGGUAUGCAAUCGUAUGUACAGCCUAUAGUUAA